AUGUCAUACUCUGCAUCCGUGACGUCUGGUACAUCGUCCUCUGCAUCCAUGGCGUCAGGUGCAUCGUCGAUGUCGGCUAGUUCAGCGUCGUCGGCAUCCCGCUCACUGUCUUCUGCGACCUCCGCGAGCGACCGUUCGUCCACUCUGGGACCCACAUUCACGCUGCGCACGUCUCUCUUCCGAACCGACGCAAGCUCUCGCUCUUCGGACUAUCUGUCCAGCGCAACCUCUGGGAGCGCGUCAUCGGCGUCCUCAUACAGCUCUGAUCCGCAUACGACAGCGGACUUGUCCACCUCUGAUCCGCCGUCCUCUUCGCCCUCGCCAACAUACUCUUUCUCCUCCUCCUAUCCCCAACUCCAGCCGUCAUCCCCCUCGGCCACCGCUACGUAUUCCUUCCCCGCAUACUCAACAUUCACCUCGUCCCCUUCGCCAACGUCGACCUCGUUCACGUCUCCAUCACCUGUGCUCGCGCCCUGGACUAGUUCGAGCACCCAGGUAGCAACGCACUCGAGUGUAUCCCUGAGCUUGAGCACGGUGCUCAUAACCACGGUCGUCACCUCCACCUUCACGUCCGACGGCUGGGUCGGCACCACGCAGUACACCACGACCGAGGUCACCGGCACUCUGAUCCCCGAGCAGCGCGAAGCCCACGGUAACAUCUUCGAGCACUCCCCUGGUGCGCUUGCCGGCCUUGUCGUCGGCGUCAUCGCCUUCGUUGCGCUGCUUCUCGCGUGGGGUCUCCUCGCAUACCGCCGCCACCGUGCGCAGCACCUCGCCGCCGAGGCCACCGCUGCUGCCCUUGCCAACAACACCUCGCGCCGCUCGGGGCCCAUGCUCGCGGAUGAAGAUGACGACGAUGCACCUCCGCCCAUAUCGCCCGUCUCCGCAACUAAUCCGUUCGAGCCCAGCACUAACCCGUACGAGUCCGCCGCGACACGGAGUGCGAAUCCAUUCGACGACAGCGCUGGCAUGGUGCACGUCGGCGCGCCGGCCUCGCUCAUGGCCGGUAUCGGGGCGGGGGCGGGCGCAGGUGCGGCAGCGGGUGCACCUUACACAUACAAUAGGCUCCGUGGAGGAAGCUCCGGUGACGUGCUCGCUGCCCCCGACGGCCCCGGGUCCAUGCGUCCGCGCAGCACCACCGAGCUCGCGGACCUCGCGCUCGGGCGCGCCUCGCACGCGGGCACCGGCUCCAACAGCGGCUCGCGCGGCAACUCGGGCGCGUUCACCGAUUCUGCAUUCGGCUCGCGCCUCUCGACCACCUUCCAGUCUGGCGGGGGGUCGGCGGAGGGUGGCAACGGCGGGGGGACGCCGACGGAAGAGGAGGCAGGCAUGACGGGCAGCGGCGAGGGCGAGGGCGACGCGCUCAUUGCGCGCGCGUCGGACAGCGAUUUCUUCCCGCCCAUCCCGAUCGUGGAUACUGGCGUGGGCCCGACGCCCCCGCGCCCCGCGCGCUCGCCUGCGCGUUCGCGGCGCUCGUCGUCUGGUCUCGAGCCAGCUGCGUGGCUGAGCAGGCGGGGUCCCGGUGAGGGUGUGUACGCCACGGUGCCGAUGUCCGCGUCGUCGUCUGUCGGACAUGACGUCAAUCUCGGCGGCAGCCCCGCACUCGGCGGUGCUGCGCGCUUGGACAGCGGAGACCCCUUCCGCGAUCCGCCGGACGACGCCGGACGCACGGCCUGGGACGGGCUCGUGAAUCCUGGUAACGGCUGCAGCAGCGGGUCGGGCAGCGAGGAGCUUAACCACGCGACGGCUGCUGGUGCAGGUGGAGGCGUGGCUGGUGUGGGAAUCUCGUCGGGGUCUUCGCAUGGGCACGGUGGAUACAUCUCUGGUGGGUCGACUCAUACUCAUGGACACAGUGGGUCGCUGCAGGGCCAUGGCUCUGCGCACGGACACGAGUACGCGUCUGGCGGCUCGGCAUACGGACACGGUGCUGGAUCGAGCGAGAACGGACACACGUACGCGGCGACUGCACCCGUGCACGAAGGACGGCGCUCGCCAGGUCCCUCGAGCUUGCUGCCAACACAAUCAGCCGUACCACCGCCGACCGCAUACCGUGCCCCUCGCGCGGAUGACGACGACGACGAAUACGACGAGGACGGCGAAAGUACAUGGGGGCGGAAGAAGACCAGCAGAAGAAAGAGCUUCCUGGGCAUCGGAGGGGGCAUGCGCCGCCCGCUGCCGUGGAAACGCGCGAGCGGACGCACGAGCGGCAGCAGCGCCACGUCAAAUACGGAGGGCACGAGGAGCUCGUACGCGCGCGGGACGACGAGCGGCAGCGCGAGCGACUCGCCGGCCAUGAACAAGCGAGUGAGCCCCGUCACGUCGUUCUACACCCCGCGCGCGAUGGGCGUGGACCCGCUUGUCGCCAUGCCUGCCGGGAUCACCGCCGCGCCGUCGAUGGUUGCGUCUAUGCCGCGCCACGGCUUCGCGCGCCCGCACUCGCCCACGCUCCCGCCGGGCUCCCUCCGGCAGCCCCCUCUGGCCUUCCUCGCGCGACCGUACGCCAACGCGGACAACAGCGACUCGUCGCCGUCUGCCGAGGGCCAGGCAGGGUAUGGGUAUGGGUAUGAUGGCGGGUAUGGCCACGGCUAUGGUGUGCCGCUCCCCGCAUGGCGCGUCGUGGCGGACCAUAUGCCGUCGCCGGCGCCGACGGAGGGCUCGAGCCAUAAUGCGCCCGAGGGGCUGCUCGACCCGCGGCUCGGCCAGCUGGGCACGGUAGCCAUGCGUAGUCAGGGCGCGAUCAGCUUUAGGGACGAGGUGGAUUAUUCGCGGCCUAUUGGUGGGCUCGUGAACAACCGACAGCACAGUCAGACGACGUUCCGCACCGUCGAGACGCACGAUGAUGAUGACGAAGAUGAUGAUGAUGAUGAGGGUGGGGAAGAGGACGAGGAUGCCGACAUCGAGAACAAUGACGGCGAUGCCGACCAUGAGUCGGUGGAUCCGGACGACUCGGUCGUUUGA
Messenger RNA from Postia placenta MAD-698-R-SB12, 2958 nucleotides. RefSeq lists its product as hypothetical. NCBI's taxonomy places the organism in Eukaryota, Fungi, Basidiomycota, Agaricomycetes, Polyporales, Adustoporiaceae. The coding region runs from base 1 to 2958 and encodes 985 amino acids. The record is from RefSeq and is a predicted model, not a curated record. The transcript is spliced from 3 exons.